CUCCCAACUCGAAUCCCAUCUCUCCUCUACCGAUUAUACCCAAUUCCCGUCGUACUCGAAUUGUUCAGCUCAUUUAUUGCCCCGUGCAUCUUCCAUCGUCAGCAUGGGGUCCGAUCCGCAGUACCUCAAGUACCCCAACCUUGGCCUCGCCCAGCAUGUCUUCAACAUCUCCAACCCAUCCUGCCCCAAGGCCCAACAGCAGACGUCAUUACAGAAGGUCCAAGAUGCCAUCUCCGAGAAUAAGAUGGCUCCGUUCUAUCGGCAUCUCGCCCACCCCGUCGAGGGCAUCCUAAAUUACACCGGAGAAGGGGUCCCCCAACAGCAAGGGAAGGUCCUGAUCGCGUCGAACAUGUUGGCCUCCCGGAAGACUCCCCGCCAGGUUGAUAUGCCUUGGGAUGAGUCUCUAUAUCAGUCGUUUGUGGAGGAGAACCGGAAAGAGCUGGAUGCGUUCCAGAAGGAGGAGGAUGAGGCGGAGGAGGCCGCGGGGGAGACGGAGGUGUUGGCCGCCCAGGGGAAGCGGGCUGAGUUCUGGGCCCGUGUAGGGGAUAAGGACAAAGCGAUCGAAUCCCACGAAACCCUCCUCGAGAAGACGACAUUCUUGGGCACCAAGAUUGACCUGGUGAUGGCGAUGAUCCGUAUCGGGCUCUUCUUCGGGGACCCCCUCUCGGUCAAGAAGAACAUCGAGCGGGCCAAUACCCUCAUCGAGAGCGGUGGUGAUUGGGACCGCCGGAACCGCCUCAAGGCCUACAAGGGACUCCACAUGCUCACAAUCCGCUCCUACAGUCUCGCCGCCCCUCUCCUCCUCGACAGUCUGUCUACGUUCACCAGUUACGAACUGUGCAGCUACUCUUCCCUCGUCAUCUACGCCGUCCUCGCGGGCUCCCUGUCCCUGAAGCGCGUCGACUUCAAGGCCAAGGUGGUGGAUGCGGCUGAGAUCCGCGCGAUCCUUGGAUCGGCCGAGGACCGGGCGGCUGCCUUGACCGGGGAAGUCUCCUCUGGACAGGGUGCUCAGGAUGAAGAUAUGAACGAUGCGACGGGCUCCCGCCGCACGGCCGUCAAUCUGACCGCGUUCUCGGGACACUCGGGUGUCCAGGCCGAGGAGGAGGUCCCCACGGACUUCUCCCCCCUCGCCAACCUGGUCAACAGCCUGUACACCGGCAACUACCGGAACUUCUUCCGAGCCCUCGCCGGCGUGGAGGACCAAUUCUUGACGCAGGACCGAUAUCUGUACGAGCACCGUGCCUGGUUUGUGCGUGAGAUGAGGCUUCGUGCCUACCAGCAGCUGCUCCAGAGUUAUCGGGUGGUGGGGCUGAACAGCAUGGCCAGCGACUUUGGUGUCACCGUCGACUUCUUAGAUCGGGAUCUGGCCAAGUUCAUCGCCAGCGACCGCAUUGCCUGCACCAUCGACCGGGUCAACGGCAUUAUCGAGACAAACCGACCGGACGAUAAGAACAAGCAGUACGCCGGUGUCGUGAAGCAUGGCGAUGCGCUGAUCACGAAGCUGCAGAAGUACGGCCAGGCCGUGCGGCUGCGGGGGAGUGAGCGGGGCUAAGGCCUCCAUGGAUGAUGGCACGGAACAGAGGGAGGGGCAGAGCUUGGACUGUUGAUUUGUUCAUUUGAUCUGGAUCUUGAUUAGAGCAAAAGCGAGCGAGGCUGC
This is a messenger RNA of Aspergillus candidus, 1657 nucleotides long. RefSeq names its product proteasome regulatory particle lid subunit RPN7. The coding region runs from base 104 to 1552 and encodes 482 amino acids. Gene Ontology annotation, cellular component: proteasome regulatory particle. The transcript is spliced from 3 exons. NCBI's taxonomy places the organism in Eukaryota, Fungi, Ascomycota, Eurotiomycetes, Eurotiales, Aspergillaceae. Gene Ontology annotation, biological process: proteasome-mediated ubiquitin-dependent protein catabolic process. The record is from RefSeq and is a predicted model, not a curated record. Gene Ontology annotation, molecular function: protein binding.